GGUUAGCACCUCCCAGUGUCACCUUGAGUACAGCAGUGAGCUCUAGUAGUGUUUUACCUGAGUUACAACUACUACAGAAAGUGAUGUCUCACCUACAGUUUGACGGCGUGGUGUUGAAUCAGGGUGUGCGAGAGGUGGAGGUUCGUAAGGAGCGUCGGUUCCACUGGCAAUCUGAACUGUUUUUGGAGUCUGUGCGGCGCCAGACCUUCAACAACUGGUCGGUACCCUUCAUUGACCCCAAAAAGCUGGCUAAGGCAGGAUUCUUCUACCUGAGGACGCGCGACCAUGUCCAGUGUGUCUUCUGUCAGGGCAUCGUGGGCUACUGGGACCCCGGCGACGAGCCCGAGGUGGAGCACUGCAAACACUUCCCCAACUGUCCCUUCAUCUCCGGCUGCGCCACAGGCAACGUGCCCAUCUGCAGCCCAGAAAAUGACACCAGCCGACUCUACUGUUUCUUGGACGAGUAUCACGCCUACAGACUCGCCAACACUAGGCCGCAACACCCCACCUCCAGCUUCCAGAUAGACGCCGUGCAGAUAGCGGACAGUAACCGGCUGGCUUACCCUCACCUCAAUACUCCCUCCAGUCGUCUGCAGACAUUCAGGCGUUGGCCUCAGGACGCGGGUGUAAGUCCUGACCAGCUGGUUGAGGCGGGCUUCUUCUCCACUGGACUGGCAGACUGGGUCCAGUGUUUCCACUGUGGUGGGGGCCUCUUCAGUUGGCGGAAGGGAGAUGAUCCAUUGGCAGAUCACGCCCACUACUACCCCUUCUGCCCCUUCAUCAGGAUGCAACAGACAGAGGCCGUCACCCACACCUGGAGAGACAGCUCGGUGCCUGAUAUCAAAAGCCGCCCACUUGCCCUCACUGACCAAGAGGCAGAGCUCCUGCUUCAUCACCCCAUCGCCAAGCGUGUGAUUAGUAUGGGUCUGUCUCAAGUGUCGGUUCAAGAGGCCAUGAGGCACCGGCUACAGGAUCGUGGCAUCCUUUGUCGCACGGUGACUGAAGCGCUGGAGAUGGUGUUCGACUACGAGGAAGACCAACGAAAAAAGAUCACUGCCAACCAGCCCUGCCAUGACGGUAACCAGUUCCCCUCACAGGUAGUGAACCACACACCUUCAUCCUCGCCACAGGUGGAGUCAUCAACGAAUUUUUGUCCAGCCACCAACACCCAGGACAAGCUCAGUCCACCGCUCUCCUCGGAGCACAACAGAUUAAUGGAAGAAGUGGAGAACUUGCGACAACAGGUGCUAAGGGCAGAGAGUCGGCUGCUGUGUCGGCUGUGCGGAAAGGAGCGAGUGGAAGUGGCCUUCCAGCCUUGCUCCCACUUCCACCUGUGUGCCGCCUGCGCCAGACCACUGGACUCCUGCGUCACCUGCGGGGCCAUCAUCAGAGGCACUCUCAGACCCAUCAUAGGGUGAAUCGUGGACUGUACCACAAUGGCCAUCUGCUGCAUCGCCGCUGUCACCAUCCACUACAUACACACCACCACCGCACAUCCUUACAGCAUCACUGUCAAGGGCGCACCAUGACAUACCAUGAGCUACUCCACACAACCCGCCGCCACGGACACUUACUGCGCCAUUGUCAGUGUUACUCUGCUGCCCAGUUUGAGUUUCAGGAAAGAAGGGCCCACCAGUGCGGUUACCAACGGCACCAUAAUCAAAAUGACACUGAGUUCCAUGAUGGGUUAGACCAGCACCAGGGAGCCGCGAGUCUCCAUCCUAACCGUCUGGGAGGUGUCUACAGACGUACUCGACACCAACACACAGUAUUACACACACACUUACGCACGAUUUAUUUACUCAUGACAUUUAUAAUUCUAAUCAUAUAUCCCGGUUACAUUUGGUCUAUGGCACGUCAAAAUAAACCAACACCUAUUAUCCAUGAUCAGUUUCCUAUGUUGAUAACACAUAUUGUUCUAAUAGUAUUUCAUUGUAUACUAACAAAUUCCUACCAGUUGAUUCUCAAACAUUACUUUGUGUUACUAUAUAGUCACUACUCACUUCCAUCUCUGUCCUCCACUUCGCUCUUAAUCACCUUAUUAGCUACACUUGUAAUCUGUAGAUCAUUGCAGACGAACUACAAUUGUAACUGGAGUCUUUACAGUGGACGACACAACACUGGACAUGGUUACUUUCAUCAAAUGUCUCAAAGAUUAUUUAGAAAUAAUGUGUGUAUUUUUAUAUAUCUUAUAAUUAAUUAUAAAAGACGAAAAUUUUAUUUUUUUAUAUAUGACAUGACACUAGAAUGUAAUAAAUUUUUGUCUUCAGAAAAAUCAUA
Messenger RNA from Homarus americanus (American lobster), 2280 nucleotides. RefSeq names its product baculoviral IAP repeat-containing protein 7-like. The transcript is spliced from 6 exons. Lineage: Eukaryota; Metazoa; Arthropoda; Malacostraca; Decapoda; Nephropidae. Bases 84 to 1418 code for a protein of 444 amino acids. Gene Ontology annotation, biological process: positive regulation of protein ubiquitination; negative regulation of apoptotic process; regulation of cell cycle. Gene Ontology annotation, molecular function: cysteine-type endopeptidase inhibitor activity involved in apoptotic process; ubiquitin protein ligase activity. The record is from RefSeq and is a predicted model, not a curated record. Gene Ontology annotation, cellular component: nucleus; cytoplasm.